Molecule: messenger RNA, 555 nt
Organism: Cooperia oncophora
Lineage: Eukaryota; Metazoa; Nematoda; Chromadorea; Rhabditida; Trichostrongylidae
Source: the annotation of a GenBank genome assembly
AUGUCGGGUACUUGCGGUCCCAAGGCCUCUGGAAUCACAGUCGCUAUGCGAUUCCGCAAUUUCCCUGCUGCGAUGGACGAAAAAUACGUCACACAAGUGUGGGAAAUGUUGAAGAAAGCCAUUCAAGAGAUCCAGAGAAAGAAUAAUUCCGGUCUGAGUUUUGAGGAGCUGUACAGAAACGCAUACGAACAGAUGGUGCUGCACAAGUACGGCGAAAGGCUAUACACUGGGCUAAAGCAAGUUGUAGAAGAUCAUUUAAGAAAUUACGUUCGGGUUAAAAUUGUGGAUUCAUUGGAUACAGGAAAUUUUUUGGAGGUUCUCAAUGAAGCAUGGAGUGAUCACACAACUGCAAUGGUAAUGAUACGUGAUAUUUUGAUGUACAUGGAUCGUGUGUAUGUAGAGCAAAACAAAGUUGAGCAGGUGUUUCACCUAGGGUUGGCAAUCUUCCGCGAUCAAGUCCUUUACCAAGAUUUUAUACAUCUCCAUCUGCGAACUACAAUGUUGUCACUUAUCCAGCAGGAGCGACGUGGAGCCGUUGUGAACUGGUAUGCUUGA